This is a messenger RNA of Apis cerana (Asiatic honeybee), 1470 nucleotides long. RefSeq lists its product as uncharacterized. Gene Ontology annotation, biological process: fatty acid biosynthetic process; malonyl-CoA biosynthetic process. Gene Ontology annotation, cellular component: acetyl-CoA carboxylase complex. NCBI's taxonomy places the organism in Eukaryota, Metazoa, Arthropoda, Insecta, Hymenoptera, Apidae. The record is from RefSeq and is a predicted model, not a curated record. Gene Ontology annotation, molecular function: acetyl-CoA carboxylase activity.
AUGGAAAGGUGGUGGUUUAAUUCGACGGUGUUUAAGAAGGAGUUAGAACGCGGGUAUGGAAUAAAGAAAUUAACGCACAAUCUUAGUCCUUUUGAAAAUACUAGUGAGAUUGAAGAUCCUAAUCGAAAAGGUAGGGCUAAAAACAUUCAUAGUUGCAGGGGUCGUGGCAAUUCUAGUUACAGUGAUGUUGGUCGUUUAUUUGGCAUCAAAGACAUUCGGAAUUUCAUCUCUGAUGAUACUUUUUUAGUUAGGGAUAGUAAUGGAGACAGUUAUUCUAUCUAUUUUGAUAUAGAAAAUCAUUUUGAGAUUGACAGCGAUCAUUCUUUUCUGAGUGAACUAGAAAGUUCUUUUUCUAGUUAUCGCAAUUCUAGUUAUAUGAAUAACGGAUCUACGAAUGAAGAUUCCUUAUACAAUCGUUACAUGUAUGAUACUCAAUCGAGUUGGAAUAAUCACAUUACUAGUUGCAUUGACAGUUAUCUUCAGUCUCAAAUCUGUAUUGAUACGUCCAUUGUAAGUGAUAGUAGUGACGGUUACAUUUCUAGGUGCGUUUUUGAUAAACGUAAAACUAGUAGUGAAAGUGGGUCCAGUAUACGAACCCGCGCGAAGAGUAGUGAUUUAACUCUAAGAGAAAGGUCUAGUGAUCUUGAUGCAACUCAAAAAUACAGGCAUUUGUGGGUUCAAUGCGAAAAUUGUUAUGGAUUAAAUUAUAAGAAAUUUUUGAAAUCAAAAAUGAAUAUUUGUGAACAGUGUGGAUACCAUUUGAAAAUGAGUAGUUCAGAAAGAAUCGAAGUUUUGAUCGAUCCCGGUACUUGGGACCCUAUGGAUGAAGACAUGGUCUCUCUGGAUCCCAUUGGAUUUCAUUCAGAGGAGGAGCCAUAUAAAGAUCGUAUUGAUUCUUAUCAAAGAAAGACAGGAUUAACUGAGGCUGUUCAAACAGGCGUAGGUCAACUAAAUGGUAUUCCCGUAGCAAUUGGGGUUAUGGAUUUUCAGUAUGGGGGUAGUAUGGGAUCCGUAGUCGGGGAGAAAAUCACCCGUUUGAUUGAGUACGCUACCAAUCAAUUUCUACCUCUUAUUAUAGUGUGCGCUUCGGGGAGCGCGCAUGCAAGAAGGAGUUUGAGCUUGAUGCAAAUGGCUAAAAUAUCGUCUGCUUUAUUUGAUUAUCAAUCAAAUAAAAAGUUAUUGUAUGUAUCAAUCCUUACAUCUCCUACUACUGGUGGGGUAACAGCUAGUUUUGGUAUGUUGGGAGAUAUUAUUAUUGCCGAACCAAAUUCCUACAUUGCAUUUGCGGGUAAAAGAGUAAUUGAACAAACAUUGAAUAAAACAGUACCCGAAGGUUCACAAGCGGCUGAAUAUUUAUUCCAGAAGGGCUUAUUCGACUUAAUCGUACCGCGUAAUCUUUUAAAAAGCGUUCUGAGUGAGUUAUUUAAGCUCCACGCCUUCUUUCCUUUGAAUUCCAAUUCAAUCAAGUAG